GAAGCCCAGAGAGCGAAGGAGAGAAGAAGAAGGAGGAGGAGGAGGAGGCGAGAGAGAGAACAGCAGCCAAGCGCAAGCUUCUUUGGACUGCAGCUGGACCUUCUGUGCCUCCAUCCUGAAUAGUCCAUAUUUUUUUCUUCACCAGCAUCAUCCUCCUCAUCAUCAGAUCGAGGGGAAAUAAAAGGGAGGCUGGCUUUAUUUUAUAUUUUUCCCACGAUGGGGGUUUAAUCUAAGGCUGAUCGCGCCUGGCUUUUUUUUUUCCUUUUGAACUGCUGGGGCUUGAUCUCCUCCAAAACCCCAAAUUAAAUCCACCCCCCUUGGAAAUCGAGCUCUUUGGACAGAUUUAUUUUUAUUUCAAUUUUUUUGCAAAGCCAGACACACAGCAUCACCACCAGAGAGAGGGGGAAGAAAAGAGGUCGACCUCUGCAGGGAUGAGUGGUGUUCCAUGCUUCCUUUGAAAAAGGAAGAUCAAAUGAUACCAAGAAAGGAUCUGUGGAAUUGAGGCUCACUUCUGUUCCUGAGUCCACUGUAAUGGAGCCAGGUAAACUGCAAUUAACCCAUGACCAGAUUAAGGCUGCAUACUUCAAGACUCAUUUGAUGGAUUAUUCCUAGAUAUUUCCAACAGAACAUUCUUGUCUAAUUGCCUGACAAACACCAUUUCUUUGAUGUUGAAGAAACAGACAAGAGGGCCAUGGAUGUGAAAGAAAGGAAGCCCUACCGUUCUCUGACUAGGCGCCGUGACGCUGAGCGCCGCUACACCAGCUCCUCGGCAGAGAGUGAAGAUAACAAAAUACCCCAGAAGUCGUACAGUUCUAGUGAGACUCUGAAGGCUUACGAUCAGGACUCCAGGCUGACCUAUGGCAAUCGGGUUAAAGAAAUGGUGCACCAAGAGGCAGACGAAUACUGUCGAACAGGACCAAAUUUUUCUUUGAGAGAGCUGGGCCUGGAAGAUGUCUCUCCACCCCAUGGGACUUUAUACCGGACCGAUAUAGGGCUGCCCCACUGUGGCUAUUCCAUCAGUGCUGGAUCUGAUGCCGAUACUGAAGCGGAUGCAGUCCUGUCACCGGAGCACCCAGUCCGGCUCUGGGGACGCAACACCAAGUCUGGCCGCAGUUCCUGCUUGUCCAGUCGAGCCAACUCCAACCUUACCCUCACAGAUACGGAACAUGAUAACACCGAAACUGGUCCUCCCCUGCAUUGUUCAUCUGCUUCAUCCACCCCAAUUGAGCAGUCCCCCUCCCCACCCCCUUCCCCUCCAGCAAAUGAGAGCCAGAGAAGGUUGCUAGGCAAUGGGGUGGCCCAGCCAACUCAGGACUCUGAGUCUGAGGAAGAGUUUGUCCCCAAUUCAUUCUUAGUUAAAAGUGACUCUGGGAACCUCUCUCCCCCUGCUAACGAUCAUCCUCCAAGUCUCCAGAACCAUUCAAGGCUUCGAACUCCCCCACCUCCACUUUCACAUGCUCACACACCAAACCAGCAUCAUGCGGCCUCCAUCAACUCCCUAAACCGAGGGAACUUCACCCCACGCAGCAAUCCUAGCCCUGCUCCCACUGACCAUUCCCUUUCCGGAGAGCAACAGCCCGGAACGCAGGAGUCUACACAUGCUCAGGACAACUGGUUACUUAACAGUAACAUCCCCCUCGAGACAAGAAACAUAGCAAAGCAGACAUUCCUAGAGACAUUGCAGGACAACCUCAUUGAGAUGGACAUUCUCACCUCUUCCCGACAUGAUGGUGCUUACAAUGAUGGGCACUUCCUCUUCAAACCUGGUGGCACCUCUCCUCUCUUUUGUACGACAUCCCCAGGAUAUCCCUUGACGUCCAGCACUGUGUACUCACCUCCCCCUAGGCCCCUUCCCAGAAGUACCUUUUCUAGGCCGGCCUUUAACCUGAAGAAGCCCUAUAAGUACUGUACCUGGAAAUGUGCUGCCUUGAGUGCCAUUAUCAUCUCAGUCGCACUGGUGAUACUGCUGGCAUAUUUUAUCGCCAUGCACCUGUUUGGCCUAAACUGGCACCUGCAGCCGAUGGAUGGGCAGAUGUAUGAGAUCACGGAAGACACAGCCAGCAGUUGGCCAGUGCCAACGGACGUCUCCUUAUAUUCCUCAGGGGGCACGGGGUUAGAGGUACCUGACAGGAAAGGCAAAGGAGCCGGCGAAGCAGGAAAACCCAGUAGUUUCUUUCCAGAAGACAGUUUUAUAGACACUGGAGAGAUUGAUGUUGGCAGGCGAGCUACGCAGAAGAUCCCUCCCGGAAUCUUUUGGAGAUCUCAGGUGUUCAUUGACCACCCAGUGCAUCUGAAGUUCAACGUGUCAUUAGGAAAGUCUGCUCUGGUUGGGAUCUAUGGCAGGAAGGGCCUCCCUCCUUCACACACACAGUUUGACUUUGUGGAAUUGCUUGACGGGCGGCGACUACUCACUCAGGAAGCCAGAAGCCUGGAAGGUCCUCAGCGGCAACACAAGGGCUUUGUGCCUUUGGCCAGCCAUGAGACGGGAUUUAUUCAGUAUUUGGAUUCAGGAAUGUGGCACCUCGCUUUCUACAACGAUGGGAAAGAGUCUGAAGUGGUCUCCUUUCUCACCAGUGCCAUUGAAUCGGUGGAUAACUGCCCCAGCAACUGCUAUGGGAAUGGCGAUUGUAUUUCUGGAACCUGCCAUUGUUUCCUUGGUUUUCUGGGUCCAGACUGUGGCCGAGCAUCAUGCCCUGUGUUGUGUAGUGGAAAUGGGCAGUACAUGAAAGGACGAUGUUUAUGCCACAGUGGAUGGAAAGGGGCUGAAUGUGAUGUUCCAACCAACCAGUGCAUCGACAUCUCUUGCAGUAGCCAUGGCACUUGCAUCAUGGGGACCUGCAUAUGCAAUCCAGGGUACAAGGGAGAGAGCUGUGAAGAAGUGGAUUGCAUGGACCCCACCUGCUCAGGACGCGGUGUAUGUGUGAGAGGAGAAUGUCACUGCUCUGUUGGUUGGGGAGGAACAAACUGUGAGACGCCGAGAGCGACCUGUCUGGACCAGUGCUCCGGCCAUGGCACCUUUCUGCCUGAGACUGGCCUGUGUAAUUGUGAUCCCAGCUGGACUGGACAUGACUGCUCAAUUGAGAUUUGUGCCGCGGAUUGUGGAGGGCACGGCGUCUGUGUCGGAGGCACCUGCCGCUGCGAGGAGGGCUGGAUGGGAGCAGCCUGUGAUCAGCGAGCGUGUCACCCACGCUGCAAUGAGCAUGGGACAUGCCGGGAUGGCAAGUGUGAAUGCAGCCCAGGCUGGAAUGGAGAACACUGCACCAUUGCUCACUAUCUGGAUAAGGUAGUGAAAGAGGGAUGCCCUGGUUUGUGUAACGGCAAUGGCAGGUGUACUUUGGACAUGAAUGGGUGGCACUGUGUCUGCCAGCUGGGCUGGAGAGGUGCAGGAUGCGACACUUCCAUGGAGACAGCAUGUGGCGAUGGAAAAGACAACGAUGGAGAUGGACUGGUGGAUUGUAUGGACCCAGACUGUUGCCUUCAGACGCUUUGCCAUACCAAUUCACUCUGCUUAGGCUCUCCGGAUCCCCUUGAUAUAAUACAAGAAACGCAGCCUCCUGUGACCCAACAAAAUCUUUAUUCAUUCUAUGAUCGGAUCAAGUUUCUAGUUGGGAAGGACAGCACGCAUGUCAUUCCAGGAGAGAAUCCAUUCACUGGAGGCCACCCUUGUGUGAUUCGUGGACAGGUGAUGACAUCAGAUGGUACUCCACUUGUCGGCGUGAACAUCAGCUUUGCCAACAACCCCCUCUAUGGCUACACCAUCAGCAGGCAAGAUGGCAGUUUUGACCUUGUCACGAAUGGCGGGAUUGCCAUCAUCUUGCAUUUUGAGCGGGCGCCCUUCAUUACCCAAGACCACACCUUGUGGCUCCCGUGGGAUCACUUCUUUGUUAUGGAGACCAUCGUCAUGAGGCAUGAAGAGAACGAUAUUCCCAGCUGUGACCUGAGCAACUUUGCCCGGCCCAAUCCAGUGGUCUCACCUUCCCCAAUGACAGCAUUUGCCAGCUCCUGCUCAGAGAGAGGUCCCAUUGUGCCAGAAAUCCAGGCACUGCAAGAAGAGAUAAAAAUUUCAGGCAGUAAAAUCAAGUUGAGUUACCUGAGCAGCCGGACAUCUGGCUAUAGAUCAGUGUUGAGGAUCAGCCUGACCCAUCCUACCAUACCAUUCAACCUGAUGAAAGUCCACCUCAUGGUAGCAGUUGAGGGACGCCUUUUCAGGAAAUGGUUUGCUGCAGCUCCAGACCUCUCUUACUACUUCGUGUGGGACAAGACUGACGUCUACAAUCAGAAAGUGUAUGGAUUGUCUGAAGUCUUUGUUUCAGUUGGCUAUGAAUACGAAUCGUGUCCUGACUUGAUCCUGUGGGAGAAGCGGACAGCAGUGCUCCAAGGUUACGAAAUCGAUGGGUCCAAACUGGGAGGGUGGUCUUUGGACAAGCACCAUGCACUGAACAUCCAGAGUGGCAUCUUGCAUAAAGGAAAUGGGGAAAACCAGUUCAUUUCUCAGCAGCCUCCAGUCAUAGGGAGCAUCAUGGGAAACGGAAGGAGGAGAAGCAUCUCUUGCCCUAGUUGUAAUGGCCUAGCUGAUGGGAACAAGCUCCUGGCUCCUGUUGCCUUGACCUGUGGAUCGGAUGGAAGCCUUUAUGUCGGAGAUUUCAACUACAUCAGAAGAAUCUUUCCAUCUGGAAACGUCACCAACAUACUGGAGUUAAGAAAUAAAGAUUUCAGACAUAGCCACAGCCCCGCUCACAAGUACUACUUGACAACAGACCCCAUUGCCGGAUCCAUCUACCUCUCAGAUACUAGCAGCCGCCGCGUCUUUAAAAUCAAGUCAACCAUUGUGGUGAAGGAUGUGGUGAAGAACUCGGAGGUGGUGGCUGGGACUGGGGACCAGUGCCUUCCAUUUGAUGACACUCACUGUGGAGAUGGAGGAAAAGCAACGGAGGCAACACUCACAAGUCCCAGGGGCAUCACAGUGGACAAAUUUGGGUUCAUUUAUUUCGUGGAUGGCACUAUGAUCCGGCGCAUUGACCAGAAUGGGAUCAUCUCAACUGUGCUGGGUUCCAAUGACCUGACAUCUGCCAGGCCUCUGAGUUGUGACUCAGUCAUGGAUAUCUCUCAGGUCCGUCUAGAGUGGCCUACAGACCUAGCAGUCAACCCAAUGGACAAUUCUCUGUAUGUCCUUGACAAUAACGUCGUGUUACAGAUCUCUGAAAACCACCAAGUACGCAUUGUUGCAGGGAGGCCAAUGCAUUGCCAGGUCCCGGGUAUUGAUCACUUCCUUCUGAGUAAGGUGGCCAUUCAUGCCACCUUGGAAUCUGCCACAGCCCUGGCAGUCUCUCACAGUGGGGUUCUGUACAUUGCAGAGACAGAUGAGAAGAAGAUCAACCGCAUCCGGCAGGUCACUACCAAUGGGGAAAUCUCACUGGUAGCUGGUGCUCCCAGUGGCUGUGAUUGUAAAAAUGAUGCCAACUGUGAUUGUUUUUCUGGGGACGAUGGCUAUGCCAAGGAUGCCAAGCUCAAUGCCCCUUCAUCCCUUGCAGUGUGUGCAGAUGGCGAGUUGUAUGUGGCUGAUCUUGGGAACAUUCGGAUCCGGUUCAUCCGGAAAAAUAAGCCCUUCCUCAAUACGCAGAACUUGUAUGAAUUAUCUUCACCCAUUGAUCAGGAGCUCUACUUGUUUGACACCAGUGGCAAACAUCUUUAUACCCAAAGCCUUCCCACUGGAGAUUACCUUUACAAUUUUACCUACACGGGAGAUGGUGACAUAACCCUGAUUACCGACAACAAUGGAAACUUGGUCAACAUCCGGAGGGAUUCUACGGGGAUGCCGCUCUGGAUAGUGGUGCCAGAUGGCCAGGUCUAUUGGCUAACCAUCGGCACAAAUAGUGCCCUCAAGAGUGUGACAGCACAAGGCCAUGAGGUGGCCAUGAUGACCUAUCACGGCAAUUCUGGCCUCCUUGCUACCAAGAGUAAUGAAAAUGGGUGGACUACAUUUUAUGAAUAUGACAGCUUUGGCCGUCUCACCAACAUCACUUUCCCUACUGGUCAGGUCAGCAGUUUCCGGAGUGACACAGACAGCUCAGUCCAUGUCCAGGUUCAAACCUCCAGCAAAGAUGAUGUCACCAUAACAACCAACCUUUCAGCAUCAGGUGCCUUCUAUACCCUCCUGCAAGACCAAGUGCGAAACAGCUAUUACAUCGGUGCGGAUGGCUCCCUCCGGCUCAUGCUGGCGAAUGGCAUGGAAGUAGCACUGCAGACCGAACCUCACCUACUGGCUGGCACAGUUAACCCUACUGUGGGGAAGAGGAAUGUUACUCUUCCCAUUGACAACGGUCUUAACCUGGUUGAGUGGAGGCAGCGCAAAGAACAAGCAAGAGGCCAGAUCACAGUAUUUGGACGCAGGCUGAGGGUUCACAACAGAAAUUUGCUGUCCCUUGACUUCGAUCGUGUGACAAGGACAGAGAAGAUCUAUGAUGACCAUCGCAAAUUCACCCUGAGGAUCCUGUAUGACCAGGCUGGCCGGCCCAGUCUUUGGUCUCCGAGCAGCCGGCUGAAUGGUGUGAAUGUCACAUAUUCCUCUGGAGGGCAUAUUGCUGGGAUCCAAAGGGGAACCAUGUCAGAAAGGAUGGAAUAUGACCAAUCUGGAAGGAUUACAUCCCGAAUUUUUGCUGAUGGCAAAUCGUGGAGCUACACCUAUUUAGAGAAGUCCAUGGUACUGCUCCUUCACAGCCAGCGGCAGUAUAUUUUUGAAUUUGAUAAGAAUGAUCGCUUGUCAUCCGUGACCAUGCCCAACGUAGCCCGACAGACAUUGGAAACCAUCCGCUCCAUUGGCUAUUAUAGAAACAUCUAUCGUCCCCCAGAGGGUAAUGCUUCGGUCGUUGAGGAUUUCAAUGAGGAACGGCAGCUCCUGCAUACUUAUCAUUUGGGAACGGGGCGGCGUGUCAUCUAUAAGUAUGGCAAACUGUCAAAACUGGCUGAAAUGCUUUAUGACACAACCAAAAUCAGCUUCACCUAUGAUGAAACUGCAGGCAUGCUGAAGACCAUAAACCUGCAAAAUGAAGGGUUCACCUGCACCAUCCGUUACCGGCAGAUUGGACCUCUCAUUGAUCGGCAGAUCUUCCGUUUCACAGAAGAAGGCAUGGUGAAUGCCCGCUUUGACUACAAUUAUGAUAACAGCUUCCGGGUAACCAGCAUGCAAGCCGUGAUCAAUGAGACCCCAUUACCCAUUGACCUCUACCGGUAUGAUGAUGUAUCAGGUAAAACAGAACAAUUUGGCAAAUUUGGGGUUAUCUAUUAUGACAUCAAUCAAAUCAUCACUACAGCUGUUAUGACCCACACUAAGCAUUUUGAUGCCUACGGUAGGAUGAAGGAAGUGCAGUAUGAGAUAUUCAGGUCUCUCAUGUAUUGGAUGACUGUGCAGUAUGACAACAUGGGGAGAGUAGUGAAAAAAGAAUUGAAGGUUGGCCCCUAUGCAAACACCACAAGAUAUUCGUAUGAGUAUGAUGCUGAUGGCCAGCUGCAGACUGUGUCAAUCAAUGAGAAGCCCCUUUGGCGGUACAGUUAUGACCUCAAUGGGAAUCUCCAUUUGCUGAGUCCUGGCAACAGUGCCCGCCUCACUCCACUGAGAUAUGAUCUCAGGGACAGGAUUACAAGAUUAGGUGAUGUGCAGUAUAAAAUGGAUGAAGAUGGCUUCUUGAGACAAAGGGGAAAUGACAUUUUUGAGUACAAUUCUGCUGGGCUGCUCAUCAAGGCAUACAACAAAGCCAGCAGCUGGAGUGUAAAAUAUCGUUAUGAUGGACUUGGAAGAAGGGUUUCAAGCAAAACCAUCCAUGGCCAUCAUUUGCAGUUUUUUUAUGCAGAUCUCACCAACCCCACCAAAGUCACCCAUCUGUACAAUCACUCCAGUUCUGAGAUAACAUCCCUCUAUUAUGACCUUCAAGGCCAUCUCUUUGCCAUGGAGUUAAGCAGUGGAGAUGAAUUUUACAUUGCUUGUGACAAUAUUGGGACUCCUUUGGCUGUCUUCAGUGGAACAGGCUUGAUGAUCAAGCAGAUCCUGUACACCGCUUAUGGAGAGAUCUAUAUGGACACUAACCCAAACUUUCAAAUCAUAAUUGGCUACCAUGGAGGCCUGUAUGACCCCCUCACCAAGCUCAUACAUAUGGGGAAAAGAGACUAUGAUGUUCUAGCCGGCCGAUGGACCAGCCCAGACCAUGACAUUUGGAAACGUCUAAGCAGCAACAACAUAAUGCCUUUCAAUCUUUACAUGUUCAAGAAUAACAACCCUAUUAGUAACUCUCAGGAUAUCAAGUGCUAUAUGACAGAUGUCAACAGCUGGUUGCUUACCUUUGGUUUUCAACUGCACAAUGUCAUCCCUGGUUAUCCUAAGCCUGACAUGGAUGCUGUGGAACCUUCCUAUGAACUCAUCCACACCCAGCUAAAAACCCAAGAAUGGGACAACAGCAAGUCAAUCUUAGGAGUGCAGUGUGAAGUCCAGAAACAGCUGAAGGCUUUUGUCACCCUGGAGCGCUUUGAGCAGAUCUACAGCUCCAGUAUUGCUGGAUGCCAUGAAGUCAAGGAGAGCAAUAACUUUGCUUCAGGAGGCUCCGUCAUCGGCAAAGGGGUCAAAUUUGCCAUGAAAGACGGAAGGGUGGCCACUGAUAUCAUCAGCACAGCUAAUGAGGACGGACGGAGGAUUGCAGCCAUAUUGAACAAUGCUCAUUACCUGGAGAACUUGCACUUCACUAUUGAAGGCAUGGACACCCACUAUUUUGUCAAGCAAGGACCUUCAGACAGUGACUUGUCCAUCCUGGGCCUCAGCGGUGGGAGGAGAACCUUGGAAAAUGGCGUCAAUGUCACCGUCUCACAAAUCAACACAGUGCUCAAUGGAAGGACUAGACGUUACACAGACAUCCAACUCCAGCAUGGGGCACUAUGUUUGAACACCCGCUAUGGGACCACUUUGGAUGAGGAGAAGACACGUGUGCUGGAGUUAGCCAGGCAACGUGCCGUGGCACAAGCCUGGGCACGGGAGCAGCAGAGACUGCGGGAUGGGGAGGAGGGCACCCGCUCCUGGACAGAAGGGGAGAAGCAACAACUGCUUAACACAGGGCGGGUGCAGGGCUAUGAUGGCUACUUUGUGAUCUCAGUGGAGCAGUAUCCCGAACUCUCAGACAACACAAACAACAUCCAUUUUAUGAGACAGAGCGAGAUGGGCAGAAGGUGACAGAGAGGGUCGAUGCGUUGACUUCUUUGCCAAAGACAGCUACUCUUUUGUGGCCGCCUAACAGACUAUGUUGUAUUCAAUCCUUUUUUUAAAACACACAACAAGAACAGAAAUUAUAAGGAACAAGGUUGGGGUGGAGUGAUAAUACGGUUGCACUGUAACUCAUGCAACAUCCUUUUCUUGUUUUACAAAAAAAAAAUCUGGCUUUCUCACCUGUUAUCACACACCCCCAUCCCAUGGGACCAAAAAAGUCUAUUUCACUGUUGCGCUAGUACAGUGAAGUCUUGUGUCUCUUUUGUCCUUCCUUUCUCUCCACCCCGCCCCACCCCCACUUGUGCAACAUUCAAAGAAAAUCAGGGCAUUGUCCAUAUAAAUCCAUAGGUUUCUUUAUGUGGUGAGGAAAAGGUCUCUGUAUUAAGUUUGUGCCAACCCUUCGUACUUGGGUUGGAAAAGGAAAAGAAAAAAAGGAUUUCUGAGAAGGAAGCCGGAGGGGAAAGCAAGUUCAUGACAUCCUGCAGUGCACACAAAGGACAAAGUGAAAAAAAAAACAGGAGAAGAAGCUGGAGACUGUUUUAAAUCUUUUUAAUGGGAUCCUUCUAACUAAUUGCGAGCCUCUAAAGGAGAACUUGCAGGUCAUUUGUCACAUUUCACAGUUUCUGGGCAAUCCUGUGGCUCAGAAGUGGCAGAACGAGGCAAAAUAGCUGCAUCUUAUAGACUUGUGAGAUGAUGAGUCUUUCCCUUUCUGAGAUGGAAUAAUCUUUUUUAUUUUUAUUUUUUAAAGGAGUCUUUUUUACUACAAUAGGCUAUUUUGUUCACCGGUUUGAUUUUUGUUUUGUUUUUUGCGUGUGUGAGUGCGACAGAGUACGUAUCGCUGCAAAAACUUCUCUCUCUCUUUUAGCUUGAAACCCCCUCACAGCUAUCUGGGGUGGGGUCAGGGUGGGGGAGAUUCACACUCUAUUAGAAUAACGUUUCUUGCACAUGCUGUUCAAUGGAAAGCACCAAUGAUGUAAAUUUGUCAAUGGUAAACCUCCUUAAAUAUAUAGUAUUUCUGUACACCAGGUCAAGUGUCUUAACAAUCUUCUUUUGAAGAUACAAGCUCAUAGCUUAAAAGAAGAGAAAGUGAGAACUUUCUAGCAAUAGGCUCACCAUUACUGGUGAAAAGUUCCCAGUUCCUCCUAAGAAUAACGUACCUGAUAACGAAAGUAGAUGUUGAUGUGGAAUACAGAUGGAGCAUCUUACAGUGGUUUUUCUUGCAGGGGCAGAGGCAGAUUCUUGCAGAUGCAGGAAAUGGGAUUUGGUGAGGUGCAGAAUUUGGUUAUAUACAGCAAGGGAAAUAGGGUUCUUAACUCUUUCUUAUUGGGCCAUUUUCCUAAUUCCAAUCUCCCUAUUUGGUUUUUCUUCCUCGAACUGUAAAGAUAUCAGGCCUUUGUGUCUUUUUCCUGAUAGAAAAGAAAGAUACAUAUCACAACCACUGCCCAGAUCAAUCUCAGAGCCUCCUGUGGUCAUAUUGCAGUAAAAACAAAACCAUGAAAAGACACUCCACAUGUCGACAAAAUCGCAUCUACUUGGUGAUUAUACUAAGCCAAAACAUUACUCUGUCUAACCCUGUGCAAUCUAUUCUAGCUCACAGGAAGAAGUCUUAGUCAUGGGGGAAACGGUUUCUUUGGCAUUUAUGUGAUUUUGCCAUUGGCACUGCCAAAAAUCAAAUUUAGAGCAGGAAGCUGAGAAAAUACAAAGUUCCACUGAGUAACAUAAUGCCCAGUCUUAGAAAGUAAUUAAUAAGAAAAGCUAUGAGUAACAUAAUGCCCAGUCUUAAAAAGCUAUUAAUAAGUGCUUUGUACAAAGAAGUCCCACUAGUAUAGCCCAUUUCUGUGCAAUGGAAAUCCAGAUUCUUCUAUCAAAUAGUGUUAUGCAAAUUUGCCUACAUUUGUUUCUUUUACGCAGCACAUUCUCCUCCCAAGACUGAGUUUUCCAGAGAACUAGCUAUAUUUUGGAAAGGGUGGCAGAAUAGAAAGUUGUGGAGAUGGACAGCAGGUGAAUUGAAGGAACAGACCCCAGGGAAAUUGUAACUGAGAACUAAGGAGUUUAUCGCACAAGAAAAGAAAGCGGAAGUUCAGGUGGAUAGUAGCACCUUUCUAUGUGCCUUACCAUGUGAUGUCGUAGUACUCUGGUUUUCUCCCACAAGAGAUGAUUGUAAAAGCAAGAGUUUUUUUCUAGCUGGAAAAAUCAGUUUGACAAAAGACAAAAGUUCAUGCGGUAAGGCACUUAGAAAAGUGCUACUAUCCAGCUGAACUUCUGCUUUCCUUGUGCAAUAUGUUCCUUAGUGUAUUAGCCUCUUAAACAAGACAAGGAAACUCAUCUCCUUAAAUUUCCAAACCCACUGAAGCAUCUCAGUAUCAUAUUUUCACAUUGCUCACCACAAUUUGUGAAAGACAGAAUCUGUAUAUGGAAUACACGCAAGCUUUUGAGCAAAUUAUUCUGUUGUCAGAUUAUGGGACCAAAUCUAACUCAAAGUCAAAUUAAAUAAAACACACACUUCUAAAUAUGGGUAACCAUGUGAAUUUGAAGGCAAAUAGAAUUAGUCCCAAAGAGCGAGGAUGAAGCAAUUGGACAUCAGCCUUGAGGGGCAGGAAUACCUUAGUCAUAGGGUCUGUUCCAAGUGCUGACUUGCAUAACAUGUGCAUGAGGUGAGCAGAAGAUUAAUGUGACCACAUUGCUCCAUAUUUCCCAUCAUAAUGAGAGAUCAGGAUAGCCCUUCAUGAUAACUGCUGGGUGUGCAUGAAGGCUUUUUGUAAUUGGCCAGGGUCUACAGCACGGGUGAAGAAAAUGCGCUCCAUAGCCAGAUGUAGUCCCACACUGUUUUUGUGACACCCGAUGGUCCAAUCUUUUUAAAGAAAAAUAAUUAAAAAUUGCUACCAAACAAUUGCUACCCAUGCCUGUGAGGGGGGGGGGGACAUUUUUUCUCAUGUUUGUGGCUGGUCUUGUGCUGUUUUAUGCCUCCACACAUUCCCUCCAGGCCAAAGGGUGGCUAUUCAGAGGUGUUGUUUUAAGGUUCCUCCUGGACCUAGAAGAUGUAUGGGAGACUAGAUGUUUUUCGCAGUGUAAUUCAGUGGGAGGGAUGAAGCCCUCGAAGCUCUCCUGGUGGGCCAAUAUGGCCCCUACACCCAGUAGCUGGCUACAUCUGCUCUACUCUAGAAGAGCCAGAGAGGGACAAGUGCUGGAUGCACUAUGACUGUGCAGCCAAGAAAGUAAGAAGAUGGCACCACUAUAGUGUCCCAGAAGAAAGCAGGGCACAAGCUGGUUCCAGAGUUCUUGGGGCUUGAAUUCUACUGCUAAUCCCAACUAAAGCAGACUCAUGUUAUCCGUGGGAUUUACAUGUUGAUUCAUUGGGCCUACUCCAGUUGGAACUGCUCACAGAAAUCAGAAAUAAAUAAACAGAAAUAAAUUCUAUCUGUGCUAGUAGUCCUUACCCUAGGAACUCCUGGGCACCUCUGAACCUUGUUCCUGGCUGUUCUUGAUACUCAGGAUAGCAGCACAGGCAGAUACUAACACCAUGUUCUCUAGCAAAGUGAGCCAACCUGGUUAUGUUUGCUGGGGAGGGUGGGAGAAAGAUAUCCAAGCUGCAAUUCACCCAGAACACAGUUCCUCCAACAUAUAGUUGGUGUUUGUUCAUUAAUGUGUUCAUUCUGACAUUGUGAUCAGGGCACAGCAAGGCAAUUGUACUACCAGAUAAGUCUCUCUUGCCUCCAAAUCCCAAAGGCAGCUCUUGUAGGGUGUCAGAAUGACAUUAUCAUUGCCAAUAAUGUGGCAUGUCUCACUGACAUGUGUUGGAGCCACCUACAUAUAGGCAGAAAUGUGCAGGCUAUUAAAUAUUCAUGCAAAGCUGUCCCAAGAAACAAGAUAAAUUUGGCCUGGCAACUUUCAUGGACUCAAAUGCCAUACUGUUGGUUUGUCCUUGGCCAUUUAUUUUAUUUUUUUACUUUUAAUUCUUUUUUAAGAGAGAAAAAGAAGGUUUAAAAUUGGGGUUUUAACCGCUGACUUGGGACUUUGGUGGCAUCACAUAUCACACGUAUUCAUGGAAUUAGAGAUACAUCUAUACAUGGCUUCAAAUCAGAUACUGGGCAGUAGGAAGAGCAGGAUGGAAAUGUAACAGAAGACUGAAUUAAACAUGGUAGUUGUUGAGAGCUAGACUAUUUCUAUUUGAUGUCUUAUAUAGUUGCAAUCAUAGGUGAGAAUAUAAGAUAACUGUAUUAAGGAGCUAAGGAAAACCAUCGAAUUAUCAUCUAGUACGGUGUCUACUGCAGCCUCUCAAUAGUAGAAUCAAAUGGGUUAUUUUGAUUUAUUGUUUUUCAAACCUCUUACAGAUUAGUAAUGUUCACAUACAGCCAUCUGCUAGGGAAUAUCUUCUGUGCCACCAUCACAGAAACCUGUGGUAUACACGGGUUUCUGGGUCACAUUCUACGCCAAAGGAUAAUCUCAAUUCAGUCAGGAUUCUGGUCAGAUCUGUUAGGCCUCACAACUAAAUUGGAUGCAGAACCCUGGAGCAUACCCAAACACUGUCCUUAUAAUAUGGCACGAAAAAUUCAGUAUUAGUGGUGGGCAAGUUGUCUUUGAGUGAUAGUUUUUAUUGAGGAAUUCACAGUGUGCUUCCAAAGAACAACAGGGUUUCCUUGAACAUCGUUUGAAAAAUAAUCUUAAUAUAACUUGGUUAUACAUGUCUACUCAGAUGUAAGCCCACUGAAUUCACAAUAGGAUUUAGUCACAGAUAAAUGUGUAUGGGAAUGCUACCCAACAGUGUGUUUGUCAAUAUUUUGAUGGCUUUGAUAACAGGCAAAGUAUCUCCAGUACUUCGAUUAGGAAUGUCCAACAGCUAAAUUCAUCCAUUGAAUUUUUUUACUGAGUAUUAUAACAGCCUUGUUUUUAGGAUACAAAGGAAUCUUGUAGCACCUUUUGAGACUGAGUUUGUAGCAUAAGCUUUUAUAGACAUAAAGUCUACUUGAUCAGAUGCUUGCUUUUUAGAAUUAAAAGGUUUUUCACUACUCCAUUCCUUGAUUAUACUACGCAAUUUUAAAAAGUGUUAAUUCGCACACAGCUACACUCACAGACUUACAAAUUUAUAGCAACGGGACAUUGGCCGGGUGUUUAACUUCUGGAAUACAUCCGAACAGAUUUUUUGUGUGUGUGUGAUUGAAAAGAUUAUUGUGGGUUUUCUUUCCUUUUUUUAAUGCUGUAUUGGUUAAUGAAUUUUAAAAUGGGGUGGAAUUUUCUAUAUGUCUGUGAGAUAAUUCCACAUAUUGAUGCACAUGUGUUGUGGAGCAGUGAGAACCUGCCACUAGGAAGUCUCAGCUGUGUGUCUUUCAAGAGUAUGCCCUCAGCACCGGGUAACAUACAUUAAUGCAUGCAGGACCUAGGAUUGUCACUGGAAGAUUUUCAAAAUAGGGGCAACACCAAAGCAAGAAGAUGGGAAGCCAUACAUGUACAACUUUUUCACAUGAUAAUGGGAUGUGCUAAAUUAGCAUGCCUUACUUGCAUUAUACAAAGGGAUCUUGUAGCACCUUUGAGGCCGAACUGUGUGAAAGAAGUUGUACCCUAAGCUUUCGUAGACCUGGUCUACUUCCUUAGAUGCAUGGAGAUUCUUUAUAUCCAACUUUUUAUCAUUAUUUUGGAGGGCAUAAUUUUAUGUAUAUGGCCCAAGUUUUCUGACAUGAGAGCCCAGAGCAAAGGAGAGAAUGGUGACUUGGUGAGAGGCAUUAAAUGAGAAAAUGGUAAUAAAGGAUCAUCAGGGGAUGGUGAAUGAAAACAUAGUGCAACCAUUAUAGCACAGCUAGGAUCUUUAAAAUGUAGACAGAAGAUUUCAUUACUGCCUUUGUUCUCCUCCAAGCCUUUCUUAAUUUGGUUCAAUAUCCAGAAGUAUAGCAAGAUAUCCUCAGUACUAUGGCCUCUCUUCUGCCCCACCAAAGACAGAAUGAUAGAAAACUAUCCCUUGAUCUUGAAAGAGUUAGCUAUAAUUGCAUAGCUUUGGAAUCAAUUAAACUAUAGUGAAUGGUUAAACAUAUAGGUUCCCUUCAUUUCAGUUGGGCUGACCUGCAAUAGACGUUUCCUAAAUGGUACUCCAGAGUGCAAGGAGUUAGAAGAAGUGAUCCAGUCCUUAUAUUGGACCUCAGAUCAUUGGUAACCCUUCAUGUCAUUUUUCCACAUGGAGUGAACAGUUUGUUCUAGAGCCACUAGAGCAGAAAAGUGUUAUUUAUUUGGAUGACAACUCCCAGAAUCCCCAGCCAACCAUGCUAGCUUGAGGGUUCUGGGAAUUGUUAUUCCAAAGAAAGCAAGUUCUUCAAACCACCACAGUGCUACUGGGGUUUGCAAA
Molecule: messenger RNA, 15575 nt
Organism: Sceloporus undulatus (fence lizard)
Lineage: Eukaryota; Metazoa; Chordata; Lepidosauria; Squamata; Phrynosomatidae
Gene: TENM4
Product: teneurin transmembrane protein 4
Exons: 34
Coding region: 692-9211 (2839 amino acids)
Biological process (GO): neuron development; signal transduction; heterophilic cell-cell adhesion
Cellular component (GO): neuron projection; membrane
Molecular function (GO): cell adhesion molecule binding; protein homodimerization activity; protein heterodimerization activity
Source: RefSeq, a predicted model, not a curated record